Messenger RNA from Trachymyrmex cornetzi, 3144 nucleotides. RefSeq names its product Fanconi anemia group J protein homolog. Gene Ontology annotation, cellular component: nucleus. The coding region runs from base 280 to 3144 and encodes 954 amino acids. Gene Ontology annotation, molecular function: DNA helicase activity; ATP binding; DNA binding. The transcript is spliced from 15 exons. Gene Ontology annotation, biological process: double-strand break repair involved in meiotic recombination; nucleotide-excision repair. The record is from RefSeq and is a predicted model, not a curated record. NCBI's taxonomy places the organism in Eukaryota, Metazoa, Arthropoda, Insecta, Hymenoptera, Formicidae.
GUGGCCUAGCUGUCGGGAUUGUAAUGUUUUGAUCAUUUGUUCGUUUCGUAGUGCAAUGGAGUUUUACGACACGAAAUGUUUGCUUCCGAGUAGUCAUCGCACAAAGUAAUUAAUGCGAUAAAUAGUAAUGAAAGGAAACUCGAUAUAAAAGAUCGAUUUGGAGACGAAGAAGCGAACGAGUAUCUGCGAGGUUAGGAAGCAUACGGCGGGAAAGCAAUAAAGCAUACGUGCCGUGUUUACGGCAAGGCCGCAUGCGUUACGUUCUACAGGUGUUGAUUGAUGAUCGUGAUUUGCAUCAUCAUUACUGUGAUAGGAUCGUUUAUAUGCGCGUUUCUCAAAGCCAAGAUUGACGAGUGGCUUGGAGUAUCAAGCAUGAAGGGGCAAUCGAGGCUGUCUUUGAAAAGGAACAAUAGCAAUAGGCUACAAAAUAAACACAUUGAUCUAAUAGAGAUAUCAGACGAUGAUAGCGUUGAUUUAUCAUCGAAUAUGUGGAAAAGUACAGAGGAAUAUACAAAUGUAAGUGGAACAACUAACAUUCUGAAUAGUGCGACAGAUGCUUCCAAGUAUAAUUUGAAACAUGAUAUAUCAGAUGAUUUUGAUAGUGACGGAGAUAUUAUUGUUGAUAAUGUUCCUGAUAAUAAUACUUCUAAGAGCCAAUCAAUGUUUAAUUGGAAUAAACCAAUUUUUGAUCCACUGAGCAUAUUUCCUGAAUGUAGUACUUCAUAUGAAUGUAGAACUCCGAAAAGAAAGAUGAUAGAGGCACCUAACAAAAAACAAAAGCUAAUGAGAAAUAAUUCAAAAAGUUCAAAUUCAAGCUACAGUGACGAUGAGUUCAUAAAUUUUGAUUUUCCCAAGAAAGACGCUUCACCACCUCAAGUUGGACUACAACAUAAUAUAAUGAUUGCUGGAACCAGAGUCAAACUUCCUGUUAAGCCAUAUCCAUGUCAAAUAGCAGUGAUGAAUAGUCUUAUUCUAGGAUGUACUAAGGAGCAAAAUUGUCUCUUGGAAAGCCCUACUGGCAGCGGUAAGACUCUGGCGCUUCUCUGUGCAGCUUUGGCAUGGCAAGAGCAAUACAGUGAGAAAAUACACCGAGAAAAGAGCGAUGAAAUGGAUCCCGAGAGCUCACACGACAACGACGAUGAUGCUGAAAAUUUCUUCUUAAACUCGUCGCAAUAUUUUGAUGAAAAAUUGCUUGAGCAAAUUUUGUCCAGAAACAAAACAAAGAAAGUGCCAAAAAUAUUUUAUGGAUCGCGAACUCACGGACAACUUGAACAGGUAGUCAAAGAAUUUAAGAAGACCGCGUACAGGCAUAAGAGGAUGACUAUAUUGAGCAGCCGAAAAAAAACAUGCAUUCAGGAAACUGAUAAGAACAAGGACAAAUUGUGUAACGAAUUACUUGAUCCCAGGCUUAAGGUUAAAAGAUGCAAAUAUUAUAAUGACGAUGCAAAGAAGAAACCGACAAUAUUUAGUGAAAUAAACACGCCUUGGGAUAUUGAAGAUUUGGUGUCAUUAGGCAAAGAAGUCGGGAGCUGCCCAUAUUUCGGUGCAAGAGUUUUGAUGGCCGAUGCAGAAAUUAUCUUUUGUCCGUACAAUUAUAUCUUGUAUCCAGAAAUUCGCGAUAGCAUGCAAAUCAAUCUAAGAGGUAACAUCGUGAUUCUUGAUGAGGCUCACAAUAUCGAGAAUAUAUGUCGAGAAGCUGCCACUGUGGAUAUCAGAGAUGACAAGCUCAUGAUUGCCGUUAAAGAAUGCAAACAUUUUGUGGACAUGGAGUAUAAAACUAUCACUUAUGCUACCAUACACGAAUAUCUCACAGAUCUCAUAAAAUUUCUUAAUGAUGUCGAAGUCAAAGAUAAUGAUCGUAACGAAAUGGUCAGCAAGCAUUGGGUUGGUAGCGUAUUCCGAGAAUUGCUCGAUGUAAAUAAGAUCGGAUGUCCUAGAUUUCCCAGUUUUAUUGCUGCCAGUAAGACGGCUAUAGAAGAUUUCAACCAGAAUAUGAAAGAAGAGAAUUCUAAAAAGGUAAAGCUCACUAUUUCGCAAGAAAGUAGGAAACUUCUUGAGUAUCUCUGUUUCGGUAUGCAAAUGAUUGCAUCAGAUAAGGUUGAUGACUAUAGGAUGUGUAUCGUAGAAACGAAUGAAUUUAUUGAAAAGGUAACCGAAAAUGACUCGAUAAUCAAAAAAUGGACCAAAGUACGAACUAUGAUAUUGAAAUGUAUGAAUCCAGCUAUAGUUUUUGCGCCUUUGGCUCAUGAAGUUCGUUCUGUGAUACUCGCUUCAGGUACUUUGACGCCGACUGUGUCGUAUCAAAGCGAACUCGGGACGAAAUUCUCGUAUAUAAUCAAUCCUGAUCAUAUUAUACCGAAGAAUCAAUUAUAUAUAAGAUACAUAACACAGGGACUAAGUGGAAAACCUUUAAAAGCUACAUUUGAUCAGGUGAACACCUGGGCUUUUCAGGACGAACUCGGUAAUUUGGUUCUUCAAGUAUGUGACGCGGUGCCAUAUGGUGUACUAUGUUUCUUUUCAUCCUAUAAGGCAAUGAACACCAUACACAAUAGAUGGAGGAAUAACGGCAUAUGGGACAAACUCUCUAACUUGAAGACAAUUUUUGUGGAACCGAAAUAUGAAAAAGAUCUAAAACCAGUCAUGAGAGAAUAUCGUAGUGUGAUUGAAGAAUCGCCGUCUGAACAGGAUCGAACAGCAUGCGGAGCUAUUUUCUUUGCAGUUUUUAGAGCAAAGGUGGCGGAAGGAAUAGAUUUCAGCGACAAUGAGGCUCGUUGCGUAUUAGCAAUUGGCAUACCGUAUCUUUUACAAAGCAGUGAUAUAACCAUGAAAAUGGAGUAUAAUAACUUGAAUAAAUCCAAUGAAUCUAGACAGUUACUAACUGGUAGCGAGUGGUAUACUGUAAAUGCGUUUAGAGCGCUAAAUCAGGCAAUAGGUCGUUGUGUCAGGCAUAAAAAUGAUUGGGGUGCUGUAUUAUUAGUAGAUAAAAGAUUUGAGCUGCAACAGAACAUCAACUAUCUACCAAAAUGGGUAAAAACAAAUAUAAGAUGUAACCAGAUUUCCAAACUGGAAAUGGAACUUCAAGAUUUUGUAGUCAUGCAACUUGCACGUGAAAAAGAAGAAAAAGAAAAAUUAUUAAAAAAUUAA